UUCUUUUUAUUUUUUAUUUCUUCUUCGCUGCUGCUGCGGUGUGAAAACAAACAGCGCGCGGGGAGCAGAAGCCAUAAGAUGAAGAAACGUUAUGUGGACGCGAACAGGCUACGGAAAAUGAAAAAGCUGAAAAUAACGGAGAAGCUGUCCGAAAGUGCGUACACUGUCGUGAAGUUUAUGAUGAUGUGGACGCUGGUGCUGCUGGCAGAUUUCAUUCUUGAAUUCAGACUGGAGUACCUGUGGCCAUGCUGGCUCUUCUUUGGGAGCGUGUACACCACUUUCCACUGCCACGGGCUGGUUAUUUGUGUUGUUUUUGUUUGUGCUGCCUUUACUCUGGACAUCUUUUGUUUAAUUUUUGUUCCUUUGCACUGGCUCUUCUUUGUGGCGAGCACCUAUGUGUUAUUCAACUACAUAUGGCACACAGAGAAAGGCAUCUGUAUAUCGACGGUGUCCCUGUGGAUUCUGCUUGUGUACACAGAGGCUUCACUUCGACUCAAAGACCUUAAAACCUCUCAUGCCAACCUUUCUCAUCUUUUUGCUGCACACUGCAUUGGAUAUCCUGUAGUGUAUCUGGGUUUUUAUGCCACCUGCUAUUUCACCAACAUCUUUAAGCUGCGCAUACAGAAAGCAGUGCAGAGUGAGAAUGAUUUCCACAUGCACCUCCUGCAGCACUCGCUCCCUCCAGGCCUGCAGGUUUACCCCAAGACUGGCACAGAUGGCAGCAGCAGCUCAAAAUGGAAGAUAAAGCCAGAGUCGAGUCAGUAUCAGUGUCAGAACGGCGCUGCAGUGGCCCAUGAUGAGGGACACACUGUGGACUGCCUCCAGAUCCGCAGCGAGGAGAGAACGACAGAGAAGGGAACACAGGAGGUGAGGUCUGCUGAAUUAAACCGACGGCCAUCACCGUCCAAACCCGGUGAGUCCAGAGACCUGCUCCACUGUGGGGCAGGAGGAGCAGAAUCCUCUACAACCCUGGAAAAUCUACCUCACAAUGAGCCAGGAAGCAAAGCCACACGGGCGGCUAAAAGCUCCUCACCAAAAGCCCGCAGAGGCAGCACAAACACUCCUUCACCACCUGCAGGGAGAACUGAGAAGAAACAGAGAUCCAGCUCAAAAACAGUCAGCCCCAGCCGGGACUUAGCAGACAAGAGUGCCACAGCAGCUCAGAAUUACCACGCUGAGCAAAUGGCCAAGCUUGAGCAGGAGCUGAGGAGACUGAAGGGCGAGGUCCAGGCGAGCAGGCAGAGCGAGCAGGAGCUGCGAAGUCACAUCUGCAACUUGACCAACAGCGAGAGGAGCCUGAGACCAGAGGUUUCUCUGCUCAGACAGUCCAACAUGCUGCUCCAGAGCAAGAUUCUUUGUCUGACUAAAACCAAGCAGAGGGACAAACAGAGCAGUGCGAUGCUGGAGAAGAAGACCAGAGCAGAGACAGAGGCCAGACUCUCUGUUGAGAAACAGUUGGCUGAGCUUCAGGCUCAGAAACUGGAGGAAGCAGCCAACACAGCAAGGAGCCUAACAAACAGGCAGGAACACUGUGAAACCCAAAUGUUAAGGAAAAGAGUUAAAGAUCUAGAGACAGAGUACAAACAACUACAGCUGGAGUAUCAAGUGAAAGAGAGUCGUGUGGUAGAUCUAGAGAGUGAUGUUGAGGCUUUGGGAAAGUACCGCUGUGUGGAGAAAGAGACAGACAUGCUGCUGUCCACUCUGUCAGCCAUGCAGGAGAAAGCUCAACACCUGGAGUACAACCUGAGUGCCGAGACUCGCAUCAAACUGGACCUGUUCUCGGCUCUGGGAGACGCCCGCAGGCAGCUGGAGAUCGCUCAAGAUAAAGUGAUGAAGCAGGACCGGGAGAUACGGGAGAUGAAGCAGAAGAUCGCAGAGGUGAUGGCUGUCAGUCCCGGCGUAUCCUACGUGGCUCCUCGGCCCCAGGUGCCGCAGUAUCUCACCAAGUUACUCAACUCUGAGCGCUACAUGCUGAAUCCACGAGCACUGAUGUACCAGUGUCUGAAGAAAUAAAAGAUGUCAUCGCCUUUUGCAGAUCCUCAGACCUCUAUGGCAGACCCCUCCAUCAUAAAACAUGAUUGGAGAGGGCUAAUGGAUUUUAUUACAGAGCUAAAUGACACCAUGAAGUCAUCUACUUCCAGCCAUGAGUGGAACCAGAAUGAGCCUUCACAAGUCGAAUGCCUUUUGCUGCACUGAUGGUGCUAACUUGACAUUAUUGCAUAGAUUUUCCUAUUUCCUCCCAUAACAAGGGUUGAAUAGUUUUUCUCCAAAAUAAGAAAUCUGAUAUGCAGAGCUGCUGUAGGCACACCUUUUAUGAGAAGAUACACUCCUAACAGCAUUAACCAUAAAGCACAACAUUUCUUCAAAUUCAGACCCUGUAGAUUUGUCUAAAUGAAAUUCUGCUACUGGGUUUGGACAUUUCUACACAAGAGACAAGUGUCAAAACAAUGAAACAAGUGUUUCCUGAACCGAGUGGUUGUGUCUCUCUUGUCUAAGGUCAGAUGUGACCUCAGAUCAGUAAACAUGAAUUUGCGGUUUACUCAUGUAUUUAAAUUUAAUAAUAUAUUUAAAUUCUAAAUUUAUAAGUAGAUAAAUCUUGCUACCCUACGCAAUAACAAGUUACCUACUGUAGCUUUAACUCUGCACAACACUGUAUUUCCUGGCAUGAAAGUAAAACUAAACACUCAAAAUUAUUUAUGUCUUUAUCAAAAGUAUUAUACUUACAAAGUUUUAAUAUUUAUAAUACAAUCUUUAAAUUAUUACAGAAUGAUCUUCAUCUGCAGUGAUAUUGACUAAAGCAUUAAAAAUAACAUGUUAAAAUUUUAAAGUCUUGUUUAUCUCUUCGAGUCAAAUGAUAUUUUAGUAUAUAUUAGGAAAAAAAGGAUCUAAUAGGCCUUUUGCACAGCAGACAUUUUGAUGUGUCAUAGCAGGAAAAGCACCGGUGUUACUAAUAACACAAACAAGGGCUCUGUUUUGUUCAUGUCUCCAAGCAGCCUGUGACAGUGAGCCAGCGUGCACAAUAGCAGGACCCUGAAUGUUAAGCAUCUAAAUGGAAUUCAGCCAUCGUUCAUUUGAUUACGUUUUUCCCACUGUGACUUGUCAACAUAUUUUCUGUAAAAAAGGCCCUUUAAAAUAUUACGAUUUAAAAUUUCAUGCUACAACAGAUUUUGGUUAAACAUGUUAAUUUAGACGUGAGCUCUGUGAACCAUGUCUCAAUAUACAGAGAUGAUAAAUGAGUUGUGUUUAUGGACUUUGAAUUAUACAAAUUUAAAUAAACCUUUAUUUGAUAAGAUACAAAUAUUAGGUCCAAUCAAAAUUCUAUAUACAAUUUUCUCAAAGCAUAAAUAUAAUGUUAAGCCGACAUAUUCUAAAUUUCUAAGGAGAGUAUGCAACAAGAUGUUCUUGUCUGUGCCUGUAAAUAGUGGAUUAAGAUUAAUUGAAUUGUACUGAAAUUCAUAUGAAAGUCAUGGAUUCAUCAAGUGAAUACUUUUUAACAGCUAAAAUACACAUUGUUCAGAGUUGCGGACAUUUCGAUUCAACAGUUGGUUUUGUGUGAAGCUUCCUGGCUAGAGAGUUUGUGGAGAACAAUUUGCAGUGGCGAAUAUCUCUCUUUGUUUCAACUGACACCUAACAACUAAAUUUUGGUGUUUGGUAGCUCCACGGUGGCAGAGAGAAAUUGUGAAAAAGCUUCUGAACGGUUGCCACACAGUUGUGAAUAACAAGGAAAGGUGUUGAACAAACAUGGUUCAUGGAUUUAAUUACUGUGCCUAUAUACAUUACUUUCAAACUGGGAAGUAAAACACAAAUUUAAUGUGACAAAGUAAUGUGUUUGAAUUGAAGUGCUAUGUACUGUUUUUGUAGUUUUGUUGUUUCUUUAUUUUCUUUCUUUCUUUUUUUUUACUCAUAAUGUACAGAAUUGAAAAUGCCCACGCAGCUGAAAAACACUCAUGAACUGGAUGUCGCCAUUUUGGUAGCUUUUUAUUUAGAGCGUGUUUCUAGGGUGUUUUAUAUCAAAAAUAUUUUUUAGUCUUGCUGUACUUUUAUUAUACUGCUGUAAUUUUGUACGGCAAUGUGUUUGUCAGCAUGAAAUGUGUUUUAUUCAACUGUUAUUUGAGCACACAUUGUGACUUUAAGUAUGUACAUGAAUAUACUUGUACAAGGGCUACAGUUUCUUAAAAUUUUGAACAAAUAAUGAAUUCAAACAGUGACACUCUGAGGGUAGAGAUCACGUUCCUGAUAUACCAGGAUGGGUUUUUUUGUAUAAAUAAUUUAAACAAUUCAA
Messenger RNA from Micropterus dolomieu (smallmouth bass), 4282 nucleotides. Its product is annotated as macoilin-1. The transcript is spliced from 11 exons. The coding region runs from base 79 to 2013 and encodes 644 amino acids. NCBI's taxonomy places the organism in Eukaryota, Metazoa, Chordata, Actinopteri, Centrarchiformes, Centrarchidae. Gene Ontology annotation, biological process: neuronal signal transduction. Gene Ontology annotation, cellular component: rough endoplasmic reticulum membrane. The record is from RefSeq and is a predicted model, not a curated record.